Triticum aestivum (bread wheat) is the source of this 794-nucleotide messenger RNA. RefSeq lists its product as uncharacterized. Bases 1 to 762 code for a protein of 253 amino acids. The transcript is spliced from 3 exons. The record is from RefSeq and is a predicted model, not a curated record. NCBI's taxonomy places the organism in Eukaryota, Viridiplantae, Streptophyta, Magnoliopsida, Poales, Poaceae.
AUGACCGAUAACACUGUCGAUAAAGCUCUUCACAAGGCUAUCAUCCUGCCACAACUCCAUCCCCGUUGUCUCCCAUUGCCUGUAUCUCCCCCCUCACAUCUUGCUAAAAUUCCAUUUCCAUCUGCUUGCAGAGUACCUCAACUCUUUGACGACCUCGCUACUGGGAUCGCAGGGCUUGGUUGUUCUGAAGUGUGCCACUCUUGCGCCCCGUCUCCGUUCAUUCAGAUUCGCACGUCUUCAUCUCUUCGCUCUCUCCAGCCGCGCCGUACACCGGCGAGCCGCCAUGUACAAUACACAUUCUCUGUGCGGACGGCCAACAGCACGGGAGGAAAGCACAGGAGCCUCUUCACCUCACCAAUUAGGGAUGCAACAGGUGAGCGAUUCAAGCCCUUCUCCUUGAUCAUGUUCGCUGCGACAAGACAAUCCAUCUCAAGGAUGAAAGGUUCUCUGCUCCACUCGAGGGUUAGGGCGAUCCCCUCCAUGCACGCAGCCACUUCCGCCUCCAGCGGACUCGCACAGUAUGUGAGGAACCUGCAAGAGGAGAAGAUGAUUGCACCACUGUGGUCUCGGAGGAUCAUCCCGGCACCGCCUGUUCCGUCCUCCUCGCGCCACGCGCCAUCGACAUUGAGCUUGUUCCAGCCGGCUGGUGGCUUCGCCCACCGCUCCGGAGGUCUAGUAUAUGAAGCCUGCAUGACAUGCGCCUUACUAUUACUUCUAGUCUCCCGAGAGACCACCAUUUUCCCCUUCUUGAUGUCUACGUGAGGAUGUUGCUGAAUACAUCGUAGGCUCUCAAU